UCAGAUGCUGUAGCUCCAUUGAGUCGGCGUCAUUCUCAAGCAUGCAGCAGCAUAAUGCUUCAAACUCAACCCAUUGGACACCUACAGUUAACGUGGCUCCCUGUAUUCUCCUAGCACUCUGCUCACUGGUGGGGAUUCCUGGCAACUUGCUGGUCAUCGUGGCAAUCCUGCGGAACAUCAGGCAAGCCACGAUGACUGUCAGACUAAUGCUGAACCUGGCUUUCACAGACCUGCUCUCCCUGUUACUGGUGGUGCCUUGGAUUCCGGCAUUGCUGGGCGACUGGCCUUACAACGAAGCCUUCUGCAAGCUCUUCUCCUAUGCGCUGUACUGCUGCGUGUACAUGAGCGUGCUGACAGUCACAGCCAUGAGCAUGCAGAGAUACAUACAGGUGGCAUACCCCUUGAGGCUGCGUACCUGGAAGAAGAAAAGCACUUUGUUGCUGGGUGGCCUCUGGCUGCUGGCUCUCCUGCUCAGCUCCCCGACCAUGUUUCUGAGGAAGCUGGUCCUUGACAACGGACGGCUGAGGUGCCAGCCAUGGUACAAUUCGAACACGGAGCUGGUAGCACUGCUCAUGCUGGAGACGGUCGUGGGAUUUGUAGUCCCCAGCGUGCUCAUCGGCAUCUCCUAUGCCAACGUCAUCCACAGAGUGAAAAAGAUGCCCUUCACCACGAGCCGAAGACUAAGACUAAACCGGCUGGUCAUCUGGGUGGUGGCAGCGUUCCUCGCUCUCUGGUUCCCCUCCCAUGUGGCCAACAUCCUGCACGUCUGUGCUACCCUGGCGCCGUCGGGGAGCACCGCACUGAGGAGCAGUGGGGAACACCUCCGCAACCUGGCAGGGGCGCUCACCUUCUUCAACAGCUGCCUCAAUCCCUUCCUGUACGCCCUUGCCUCGCGUAACCUGAGAGGCAGCAGCAGCCUCCUGAAGAAGAUGGAGAGGGUCUGGGACUCGAGGCAGCCUGACACGCCCCCCACAGACUCCCGAAAGCCCUCCCUGUGCACCCAGUCUAACCUGCUCGUCGUCCCCAAAGACACCCCAGGUAUGAGGAGAGCUCAUACACCUGAAGAGUGAGGAGAACAUUAUGGGAGAUGUAUAUAAAAAUACAUACAAAAAUAGUAUGUAUUUUAUGUAUAUGUUUAUAUGUAUACAUGUUUUAUAUUGCUUUGAUAAAUAAUACUUGUAGCUAUUAUGACUUAUUUUAUUCCAUAUGAUGUAGUCCAAAAAUGUAUUUAUUAUAAAAAUAACAGUUAUAUUAAAAAAACUGUUCACAAAUAAUUCAGUUACUCUGUACUGCAUUCAGAGAUACCCACCAAUAACCCAUCUAUCCAUCGUCCAACCAGUUAUCCUGCUCUGAGUGUCUGGGGAGGCAAAGCUUUUCACUAAUAAUCGUUACUAUGUUUAAUGCUCAUAGUAACUUCUGAAUGACUUCUUUUCUAAUUGCCAGGGUAUACAUUAUUUUAAAUCAGUUUGAUGUCAAAAUUAUAUAAUAUGCAUUAAAAUGUAAAAAAAUAAUGUUUUAAUUGUUUAAAUGUAAGAAUGAUACAAUCAUUCUGACUCUUAAAAUAUAAUGCACUCCUGUGAUAUAAUCAUCAAAUGCUGAAUCAUUUAAAUCUUCUUUGUGAAGACAAUAUUGUGUUCAUACUAUUUCAAAUGCAUACAAAAAAAACUGAAACCAUGU
Molecule: messenger RNA, 1677 nt
Organism: Paramormyrops kingsleyae
Lineage: Eukaryota; Metazoa; Chordata; Actinopteri; Osteoglossiformes; Mormyridae
Product: leukotriene B4 receptor 1-like
Biological process (GO): neuropeptide signaling pathway
Cellular component (GO): neuron projection; plasma membrane
Molecular function (GO): neuropeptide binding; G protein-coupled receptor activity
Source: RefSeq, a predicted model, not a curated record